Spirodela intermedia is the source of this 2169-nucleotide messenger RNA. The record is from the annotation of a GenBank genome assembly. Lineage: Eukaryota; Viridiplantae; Streptophyta; Magnoliopsida; Alismatales; Araceae.
AUGGAGGAUGCUGGCGGCGGCCGAGAGGCGGCGGCGGCGGAGGAAUUCUCGCCGGAGGAGAUAGAGUACAUGAGCUAUGGCGGCGAGCACCACCUGCCGCUGAUCAUGGCGCUAGUAGACCAGGAGCUGAGCGAGCCCUACUCCAUCUUCACCUACCGUUACUUCGUCUACCAGUGGCCCCAGCUCUCUUUCCUCGUACUCCCCGGCCCCCUCCCCCAAUCUAGAUACGAAGUCUAUCUUUCUCUAGGUCUUCGCCGUCGCUGAGUACCUGGAGCUAACUGUUGUGUGAUGAUCAGGCAUUCCAUAAGGGAAAAUGUGUGGGAACCGUCGUCUGCAAGAUGGGGGAGCAUCGCCAUAGCUUCCGGGGGUACAUUGCUAUGCUGGUUGUUGUCAAACCUUACAGGGGCCGAGGCAUAGGUAAAUGAUGCCAUGUCAUUAUCUCUCUCUUUCCUUGUAAGAAUUAGCAUCCACAAGCGGAACAUAGGAAGUCUGCUGACUGUUAGAAUUCGUGGGGCAUGAUCAAGGGUUUAGGAGUUUCUUAUAUUUUACGAGGUGGAGAAUUUUUUCUAAGAAAUUAUAUUACCCCUUUCUCUCUCUCUCUCCACUCCGAUGGAAUGUGUCUGGGAAGGGAUGUGUGUGAGACCUGGAAUUCUGCCUUGAAACAGAAAUUUUCCAAUUCUGCGUUGAACUGGAUUGUUCUAAGCUUCAUAGUGGAUUUUCCAAACGAGAAACCCUUUUAACUCCAUUUUUUUGCAAGAGUGAAAAGUUAUGUUCAGUUUCUUAUGUGUUAUUUAAUUAAAUUUCCCCCUCAUUGCAGCUACUGAACUCGUUACUAGAUCCAUAAGAGUAAUGAUGGAAUCUGGAUGUGAAGAGGUGAGUCUUUCCUAGCCCAUUAUGAUUUUGGUAGCUCUCUACGAUUUUAGAUUUCUGAGUUAAAGGAUUGUGAUAUCAUCUGUGUUGCAUCUACACAUUCCUGCUAUUUCAGCCAUUGAUUAUACAGUGUCUUUCACACCAUGACUUGUGGAUAAGUUUAUUUUUCAGACCUCACAAACAGAAAAGAUGAUUCGACGCAGAUUCACUUUGGAUCUACCAGCUAUUCUUGUCCUAUCUAGAAAACCCAAAAUCAUGCGUAAAUAUUUGAUUCGGAUAUCAGCUAGAGAGAGAAAAUUUUAUUUUUUGUUCAAGCACAGCAUCUUGUGCCAAUAGUCGUUAGAUGCCAACAAAUGCCCAUAAAAUAAUGUUCUGGUAUCUACUUUUAGUUGGUCUAUUGCAGAAUAGGAUGGACUUUUCUCUGGAUUAUGCCCAUCAGAUUCUCCUCUCCGUUUGUGCCCAGUCUUCUGCUCUCAUCAAGUUCUGAAGGCCCUGGUACUCUAGUUUCGGAUUUGAUCUCUCCACCUCCCUCCCCCCGCCCCCCGGCUCGUUCCCCUUAGUCCACAAUGAAGCGAAAACAUUUAUUUUUCCCGUUCUAUGGGCAGUUCUUCCCCUUAUAUAUUUAAAAAGUCAGUCAACUUGAUAUUGACUUUCUUCCAAUUUUUUCCAAUUGUCAGCGCCAGUUAUGCUUGAGGCUUGUUUUUGGUUGACCCAGAUAGAAGGCAUGAAUUCAGGAAUAAUAUACAAGACUCAGAGGUGCACCAGUUGGAAUCAAUUAUUUUUUGCUAGAUAACAAAAAAUCAGUAUAUUCGAGAAUUGGAUCAUUAGAAUAGUCUGAAAUGAUUGGAAGAAAUUAUAUAUGUUAUAAAUUUUAAAAAAACAUUUUCUAAUGAUGAAAAAAAAUUAAAACUGUUCUCUACAUUUUCGAUUGAUUCUGAUUUUAAAAUUUUGACCAUUUCAUUUAUCAUUUUCAACAGAAUAUCUACAGAAGAUAUUUCAACAGAAUAAUCAUGUCUACCAUUUUUAUCAGAUCUAGAGUCAUUUACCUUGGUUAGGUCUGGGUUGCUCCUCCUGUAGGUCACUCUAGAGGCAGAAGUCACCAACAAGGGAGCCCUGGCUCUGUAUGGCCGACUUGGGUUCAUCAGGGCCAAGAGAUUAUUUCGGUAUUAUUUAAAUGGAGUCGAUGCGUUUCGCCUGAAGCUCUUGUUUCCUCGUCAAGAACCCUCUCCACUUCCAGGAAAUGAAGGCAGUCAGCAUUACGAUCACCAGGAACCCUCUCCAUUAUAUCAUUUUCAGUGA